AUGCCAUAUUCUACAUUUCCACUGCUGUGGGUCCUGGGGCUCCUCGCGCUCUCCUCCGCGUGCUACAUCCAGAACUGUCCGCGAGGCGGGAAGCGCUCUUUUCCUGAUCUUCCACGACAGUGCAUGUCGUGUGGCCCCGGGGACAGGGGCCACUGCUUUGGCCCAAGUAUCUGCUGUGGGGAGGGGAUGGGCUGCUACGUGGGCUCCCCCGAGGCAGCUGGUUGUGUGGAGGAGAACUACCUGCCCUCCCCCUGUGAGGCUGGAGGAAGAUUGUGUGGCUCUGAGGGAAGCUGUGCUGCACCCGGGGUCUGCUGUGACUCAGAGAGUUGUGUGCUAGACCCAGACUGCCUAGAGGACAGUAAACGUCAGUCACCCAGCGAACAGAACGCUGCCUUAAUGGGUGGUUUGGCAGGUGACCUGCUGCAGAUCCUACAUGCCACCAGCAGAGGGAGACCUCAGUAA
Messenger RNA from Salvelinus namaycush (lake trout), 462 nucleotides. Its product is annotated as vasotocin-neurophysin VT 1. The transcript has 3 exons. NCBI's taxonomy places the organism in Eukaryota, Metazoa, Chordata, Actinopteri, Salmoniformes, Salmonidae. Gene Ontology annotation, cellular component: extracellular region; secretory granule. The coding region runs from base 1 to 462 and encodes 153 amino acids. Gene Ontology annotation, molecular function: neurohypophyseal hormone activity. The record is from RefSeq and is a predicted model, not a curated record.